Molecule: messenger RNA, 1976 nt
Organism: Salvelinus fontinalis (brook trout)
Lineage: Eukaryota; Metazoa; Chordata; Actinopteri; Salmoniformes; Salmonidae
Product: proton-coupled zinc antiporter SLC30A1-like
Exons: 2
Coding region: 140-1573 (477 amino acids)
Biological process (GO): intracellular zinc ion homeostasis; detoxification of zinc ion; zinc ion transmembrane transport
Cellular component (GO): Golgi apparatus; endoplasmic reticulum; membrane
Molecular function (GO): zinc ion transmembrane transporter activity; calcium channel inhibitor activity
Source: RefSeq, a predicted model, not a curated record
AGUUGCCCCUGGCGACCGUUUUGGUUGCUGUCCAAGGUGCUAGUUUGCCAAUGGACAACGGGUUUGCCACUACAACUCGCGAGAUAGUUUGAAGAUACUCGACUAAUUUUUGUUCGACUGUUGUAUUGCUGCGGUGAAAAUGGCUUGGGAACGAAAUCGUCUCCGACUGCUCUGCAUGCUGUCCAUUACUUUUGCGUUUUUCAUUGUUGAAGUUGUCGUCAGCCGUAUGACUGCUUCCCUGUCAAUGCUGUCAUACUCUUUCCAUAUGCUGCCGGGUGUCAUUGCCCUGGUUGUGGCCCUUAUUGCUGUGCACUUCUCUGAGAAAACUCAAGCAACGAGUCAAAAUACUUUCGGAUGGAUCAGAGCAGAAGUGAUGGGUGCUCUGGUCAAUGCCGUAUUCCUAACCGCCAUGUGCUUUACCAUCAGUAUUGAGGCAGUCGAGCGGUUCACAGUGCCUCACGAGAUUGAAAGUCCCCGAAUGGUUAUUGGAGUUGGAGCUGCGGGACUUCUUGUAAACAUGCUCGGUCUUUUGUUGUUCCACGAACACGCAGGACACGGUCACUCGCAUGGUGGCUCUCAUGGAAUUAACAAACUUCACAAAUCCGAGAGAGUAGGGAGAGAAUCCUUUGAAGAUGAGACCAGUAGGCAUAUCAUGUUAAAUUGCAAUCUGAAAACAGGGGAUCUCAGAGCAGGUCCAGGAGGAGAUCACGAAAUCCCAGAUAAGGACAACCUUGUGGUCCACAUGAAGGACAUCACCCUGGAGGAUUGGAACGAGAGCCAUCAUGACUCUGCUUCACAGCUCAACAUGCAGGGUGUCUUCCUUCAUGUGCUGGGUGAUGCCCUCGGUUCUGUCAUCGUUGUGGUCAACGCUCUCACCUUCACCUACGUGUGGCAGCCUUGCCAUGCUGGAGAGACCUGUGUCAACCCAUGCUACAACAGUCACGACUACACUGACCACCAACAACAACAUGUCAAUGUUACACUGAUCACCAUGCUUGGUAGUAGUACCCAGACUACAGUGCACCUCGCUGGCCCUUGCUGGGUGCUCUACCUCGACCCCAUACUCUGCAUCAUUAUGGUGGGCUUCUUACUCUAUACCACCUUCCCUCUCCUGAAGGAGUCAGUCCUCAUCCUCCUGCAGACUGUUCCUAAACAGAUAGACAUGCCCCAGCUGCUGGGGAGGCUCAAGGGCCUGGAUGGUGUGUUGGCUGUCCACGACCUACACAUCUGGCAGCUGGCAGGGAGCAGGAUCAUUGCCACGGCACACAUCAAAUGUCUAGACCCAGCUUCCUACAUGGAUGUGGCCAUGCGAAUCAAAGGCCUUUUUCAUGAUGAGGGUAUCCAUGCCACGACAGUUCAACCAGAGUUUGUUACUGUUAACUUUGAAUCUAAUAUUGACGUCUGUGAGCUGUCCUGUGGGACGCAGUGUGCCCCGAAGCUGUCCUGUGGGACGCAGUGUGCCCCGAAGCUGUCCUGUGGGACGCAGUGUGCCCCGAAGCUGUCCUGUGGGACGCAGUGUGCCCCGAAGCUGUCCUGUGGGACGCAGUGUGCCCCGAAGCUGUGGAAACUUUGACAGAACAAGACAAGGAGGACAUGUUAGAGAAGAGGUUGUUUCUUAUCAGUAUCACUCAAUACAACACGUCAACCUCAAUACAACAGUCACCCUCUGUAGUGACCAUCAAGCUACUGUAACUGCCAUGCAGAGCCCCAAGGCUGCCAUUUAUACAGAGGCAAAAUCCUCAGUGUUACAAUGAAUGUGAUUAUACAUUGGGAACUUGAAACAUGUUGAGAGGUUCAAUUUAACUUUAUAUAGUAUACUUUGUGCCACAGCAUAAGGCAUCGUAAGUGAUACUCAUCUAACUACAUUCCUAGUGUCUGGAUAUUCUGCCUUCUGUGUCUAAUGUGAAGCAGUUGGUGCAGACUGAGUGAACAAGUAGUAUUACAUGCUCUGUGUCGUGUCUGGACUAUCAUUAAAA